AUGUUCAAGAAGGUGUUUCAAAAACGUCCGCAGGACCUCUAUGCGAACUCCGAACUCCCUAGGGAGUCGGUAUCUACCCAUGAACACGAGAAAGGUCCCGGCGACGUCGUUGACACGCCAAUCCCGCUUCUGACCUGGCGCUCAUUCAUUAUGGGCGUCUUCGUUUCUAUGGGAGGUUUCCUUUUCGGUUAUGAUACUGGUCAGAUCUCGGGUUUCCUUGAGAUGCCCAAUUUCCUACAGCGAUAUGGUCAACUCCAGUCUGAUGGCUCUUAUGCAUUCAGUAAUGUGCGCUCGGGUCUCAUCGUUGCUUUGUUGUCGAUUGGUACACUGAUGGGAGCUUUGGUCGCUGCCCCCAUUGCCGAUCGCGUGGGACGGAAAUGGUGCAUUAGUGGCUGGUGCGGGAUGGUGUGCGUUGGAAUCACCGUUCAAAUCACCUCACCCGAUGGAAAGUGGUAUCAGGUCGCCAUAGGCCGUUGGGUCGCUGGACUCGGCGUGGGUGCUGUUUCGCUGCUGGUUCCCAUGUAUCAAGCCGAGUCGGGACCGCGUCAUAUUCGAGGAUCGCUCAUUAGUACCUAUCAGUUGUUCAUCACGCUUGGUAUCUUUGUUGCCAACUGCAUCAAUUUUGGAACCGAAGCCAAUGCCGACACCAGCUCGUGGCGUAUUCCAAUGGGUAUCACAUACCUCUGGGCCUUGAUUCUCGGCAUCGGCAUGGCGUUCUUCCCAGAAAGUCCGCGAUACGAUUACCGCCACGGCAAAGUAGAGAAGUCCAUAACCACACUUGCCAAGAUCUAUGGCGUUCCUCGCAAUCACCGUGCUCUCAAUAUAGAGUUUAAUGAGAUCAAAGAGAAGUAUGAGGACGAAAAGCGCCAUGGACACGCCACUUGGAUCAUGUUGUUCCGUGCUCCGACCAUGUCAUACCGGGUGGCUGUUGGUGUCGCCUUGCAAGCUCUGCAGCAGCUGACAGGUGCUAACUACUUCUUCUACUAUGGAACAACCAUCUUCCAAGGCGCCGGUAUCAAAAACAGCUACGUGACUCAGAUGAUUCUGGGUGGCGUAAACUUUGGAACGACUUUCCUUGGUCUCUACCUGAUUGAGCACUACGGUCGCCGUCGCUCUCUGAUUGCCGGUGCCCUGUGGAUGUUUGUAUGCUUCAUGAUUUUCGCCUCAGUGGGCCACUUCUCCCUCGAUAUCGAAAACCCGGAAGCAACCAAAACCCCUGGUGUGGUAAUGGUAGUAUUCGCCUGUCUCUUCAUCCUCGGCUUUGCCAGUACAUGGGGGCCAAUGGUAUGGACCAUCAUCGCCGAGCUGUAUCCUUCCCAAUACCGAGCGAAAGCCAUGUCUCUCGCGACAGCGUCGAACUGGCUCUGGAACUUCCUUCUCGCCUUUUUCACACCCUUCAUCACCGGCGCAAUCGACUUCCGCUUUGGAUACGUCUUUGCGGGAUGUCUUUUCCUUGCUGCCGGUCUGGUUUAUGUCGCCGUUAUUGAGGGACAGGGUCGUACCUUGGAGGAGAUUGAUACUAUGUAUCUCAUGAAGGUCAAGCCGUGGAAGAGUUCGAAGUUCCAGUUCCCUGCCGAUCCGAACGUGAUCCGUGGCUCAUUUGACAAGGGAGGUGAUCAGCCUGCGUCGGCUCAUGUUGCUGAUCCAACUACUGAGUUGCGCGAGGAUGGGACAACUGCGCCUGAGGCAACUGCGCCUGAGACUCGUGCAUAG
Penicillium canescens is the source of this 1713-nucleotide messenger RNA. Its product is annotated as sugar porter family MFS transporter. The transcript has 4 exons. Gene Ontology annotation, molecular function: carbohydrate:proton symporter activity. Gene Ontology annotation, biological process: transmembrane transport; carbohydrate transport. Bases 1 to 1713 code for a protein of 570 amino acids. The record is from RefSeq and is a predicted model, not a curated record. NCBI's taxonomy places the organism in Eukaryota, Fungi, Ascomycota, Eurotiomycetes, Eurotiales, Aspergillaceae. Gene Ontology annotation, cellular component: plasma membrane.